This is a messenger RNA of Kwoniella shivajii, 1125 nucleotides long. RefSeq names its product cytochrome c peroxidase, mitochondrial. The record is from RefSeq and is a predicted model, not a curated record. Lineage: Eukaryota; Fungi; Basidiomycota; Tremellomycetes; Tremellales; Cryptococcaceae. Gene Ontology annotation, molecular function: heme binding; peroxidase activity. Bases 1 to 1125 code for a protein of 374 amino acids. Gene Ontology annotation, biological process: response to reactive oxygen species; cellular response to oxidative stress; hydrogen peroxide catabolic process. The transcript has 9 exons.
AUGUCACUUCGAACACCCAUGUUGAGAGCGACUGCUGCUAGACGAGCAGGUCAAUCUGUUAAUCUCAGAACUCAAGUAGUUAGAAGGAGAUUCGCAUCUUCCGGACCUGAAGUAAAUCCACCCCCUCCUCCUAGAUCAUCAUCCGUACCUUACCUUCUCGCAGGUGUAGGUCUUGCAGCUGCUGGUGCCGCAUACCUAUUCUACGGUACUGACGGUACACCAAGAGAUACAGCUAAAGAACUCAAAUCAUCCGCAAGGGGUGUAGCAGCUGCCGCGGAAGGUAAAUUGGGCUUAAGACAUAGUCAACAAGACUAUCAAAAAGUUUAUGAUGCAAUCGCUGAGAAAUUGGAACAAGAGGGAUACGAUGAUGGAUCUCUCGCUCCCGUUCUUGUUCGACUCGCUUGGCACUCAUCUGGUACUUACAACAAAGAAGAUAACACCGGUGGAUCCAAUUAUGCUACCAUGAGAUUCAAGCCUGAAGCCGAACACGGUGCUAACAAUGGACUGAACAUCGCUCGAGACCACAUGCAAAAGAUCAAAGACGCUUUCCCUUGGAUUUCUUACGGUGAUCUUUGGACACUCGGUGGUGUAGUCGCAGUUCAAGAAUCAGGUGGUCCAACUGUACCUUGGAGACCUGGAAGAAUCGAUGGUUUCGAACAUCACGUUACUCCAGAUGGUAGAUUACCUGAUGCUGCCCAAGCUCAAGACCACUUGAGAUUCAUCUUCUACCGAAUGGGCUUCAACGAUCAAGAAAUCGUAGCUCUUUCGGGUGCUCACGCACUGGGUCGAUGCCAUACCGACCGAUCCGGUUUCGAAGGACCAUGGACCUUCUCACCUGUCACUUUCUCCAAUCAAUAUUUCACUCUUCUUCAGGACGAACCUUGGCAAUGGCGAAAGUGGAAGGGUCCAGCUCAAUACGAAGACAAAAAGACUAAAUCUCUUAUGAUGCUUCCUACCGACAUGGCUCUUGUCAAGGACAAAUCGUUCAAGAAAUUCGUUGAUAUCUACGCCAAAGACGAAGAUGCUUUCUUCAAAGACUUCUCCAAAGCCUUUGCUAAACUUCUUGAACUCGGUGUUCCAACCUCUCAAUUCGCUGGUGACGCUUGGAAGAUGGGCAGCGAAUAG